GAUUUGUCGUUGACAAAAUGGAAGGGAUCAAAGACAAGGGGAAAAUAAGGCAUUCUUCACCAAGAAAGAUUGAGAGAAAGAUCAUUGAGAAGAAUAGAAGAAACAAAAUGAAGAAUUUGUAUUCCACGCUCAAUUCGCUCAUCCCACAACGAAUCACCAAGGAACCAUUGUCGGUACUCGAUCAGGUAGAUGAAGCUGUGAAUUACAUAAAGAGUCUGCAGAAAAGGCUGAAAGAAUGCGAGGCGAAGAAGGAGAAAUUACUGGGAAGAAAAAGAUCUCACGGUUGCAUUGGUAAAGGUUCGGAUUCAAUUUCGAGCUCAAGAUCUCCUCAAAUUAAGGUUCAUGAAAUAGGUUCUGGUCUUCAAAUCUUCUUGACAAUUGGGUUGGAGGAUCAAUUCAUUUUCUACGAGAUCAUUCGUAUUCUCCAUGAGGAAGGAGCAGAUGUCAAAAAUACCACCUACUCGGUUGUCGGUGAUAGAGUUUUCCUCAUGGUUCUUGCAGAGGUAUGCACUAACAUGAAUAUCAUAUAUAACCAUUAUUGUGAGACAGGAGUAACACAAAUCCUUGACACAUAAUCAAAUGAUAUCAAGUAGAUUGUAAAUUAAAUUGAAAAAUAGUUG
Rubroshorea leprosula is the source of this 620-nucleotide messenger RNA. NCBI's taxonomy places the organism in Eukaryota, Viridiplantae, Streptophyta, Magnoliopsida, Malvales, Dipterocarpaceae. The record is from the annotation of a GenBank genome assembly.